AGUGCUUUUGAGUACUUUACUUACGAACUUUACUUACCGGCAACCGUCGUUCUUUUGGCGGCGUUAGACAACUUUCCAGGCAGUUUUUGGACUUGAUCUAGCACUAAAUAGCCUGUUGGCUAGAUGACCCAAAACACUUUAACGUAGAGGAGAAGAAAUCCAAAACCUCGCAGGGGAAAAUAAAUCCCUGACAAACAAGUUCAAAUUUGGGCUUAGACGCUUUUCCUUCUUUAGGGUUUCGAGAUUUUAUCAGAAUGAGCCGGGGUACAGGAGCUGGGUAUGAUCGACAUAUUACUAUAUUUUCACCAGAAGGUCGACUGUACCAAGUCGAAUAUGCAUUUAAAGCUGUCAAGGCCGCAGGUAUUACAUCCAUUGGUGUUCGUGGUCAGGAUUCAGUUUGUGUUGUAACUCAGAAAAAAGUACCGGACAAGCUUCUUGACCAGACUAGUGUUACCCAUCUUUUUCCAAUUACAAAAUUUAUUGGUUUGUUGGCAACUGGAAUGACAGCUGAUGCAAGGUCAUUGGUCCAGCAUGCACGGAAUGAGGCUGCAGAAUUUCGUUUCAAAUGGGGCUAUGAAAUGCCUAUAGAUGUCUUAGCAAAACGGCUUGCAGAUAAGUCUCAAGUGUAUACACAACAUGCGUACAUGAGACCUCUGGGAGUAGCGGCCAUAGUUCUUGGUAUUGAUGAAGAGUUAGGACCUCAACUUUAUAAAUGUGAUCCUGCAGGUCAUUAUGUUGGUUACAAGGCAACAGCUGCGGGUGUGAAGGAAACAGAGGCAAUGAAUUUUCUAGAAAAGAAACUUAAGAAUGCUUCUGGAUUAUCUUAUGAAGAUACUGUGCAGACAGCAAUUUCUGCACUCCAGUCUGUUCUUCAGGAGGAUUUUAAAGCUACAGAAAUUGAGGUGGGUGUUGUUACCAAACAAAGUUCAGAGUUUCGAGUUUUAUCGACAGAAGAGAUUGAUGAGCAUCUGACAGCAAUCAGUGAGCGGGACUAGGUUUUCUGUCUGACAAAUAUCUAUUGUAUUGCCAAAAAAACUGCAUCUCCAAAUGCUUUACUCAUUUCUUCUGAAAAUCCAGCACAGAAGUACCAUAAUGUCAUUGGAGUGCCAAUCUCAUGAAUUUUCCGACAUUUAUUUAUUUUUGUAUCUUGAGUAGUAACUCCAAAUUUUAUUUCCAUACAAUUGAAAAGCAAAUUUUUGAAGGCUUCAUUUUA
Cryptomeria japonica (Japanese cedar) is the source of this 1213-nucleotide messenger RNA. RefSeq names its product proteasome subunit alpha type-6. Gene Ontology annotation, cellular component: nucleus; proteasome core complex; cytosol. The record is from RefSeq and is a predicted model, not a curated record. Bases 255 to 995 code for a protein of 246 amino acids. Lineage: Eukaryota; Viridiplantae; Streptophyta; Pinopsida; Cupressales; Cupressaceae. Gene Ontology annotation, biological process: ubiquitin-dependent protein catabolic process. The transcript is spliced from 9 exons.